GUCGUAGCUGUUUCUUUCUGUUUUCUAUUUCACUCUUCCACUAAAACCAACCACACUGCAUUCUCCGCACACAAUACAAUUAUGCUACUAUGCAGUAAUUCAUCUCAUCCGUUGAUUUUGUUCAAAUCACACUAUGAAUUUUACUAUGUGAAACGAUAUUGAUCGUCGAUCUAAUCAGAUGGUUCAGAAUUGUAACUGCAUAACACAGUGUUUUGUUAACUUUCUCGCGCUUCUUUCUGUUUCUCUCUCUCUCUCUCUCCCGCAAAUACGUCCCACGAUAGUUUUGAAGGAACAAUAAAAUAACAACACCCUUCGCAACAAUGACCACUUAGCUAACUCUCUCUCUAUCUCUCUCUCUCUCUUCAUCAGUUGGUGAUGGUGGUUGCGGAGAAGACGAUGAAAAUCAUGAAUGUGAUCGAGAACGAACAGGCCUCAGCAAAACGCACAUUGAUAUACACAGAGAAUUAACACUGUGAAGUGGAAGUUUCUAAAGAGAAGGAGAAUGUUUAAGCUUCACAAGCACAGGUCUCCAAAAUCAGGAGACAGAAUUGAGUUCAGAAUUUCUCAUCUUAAGGCACUUCAGGUACCUAAGGGGUGGGACAAGCUGUUUGUUUCUGUUGUUUCUGUAGAAAAUGGUAAAACAAUUGCUAAGUCAAGCAAAGUGGCAGUGCGUAAUGGAAGUUGUCAGUGGUCUGAUACUUUUUCAGAAUCUAUAUGGGUUUCAAGAGAUAAUUCGUCCAAGGAAACUGAUGAUUGUCUCAAGCUUAUUGUUGCUAUGGGAUCAUUAAGAUCUGGCAUUCUGGGAGAGGCCACAGUUAGUAUGACCAGUUAUGUGAGUUCAGAUGCUGCUGUUCCACUUUCAAUCCCGCUAAAUAAGUGCAACCAUGGGACAAUUUUGAAUGUAACAGUGCAGUGCCUUGCACCAAAAACAAAACCCAGAGAUCAAGAAUCAAGCGAAACAAAGUCCCAUUUGAAGGCUAUAAAUGAAAAUAAUCAUGAAGUGAUUGUCAAGUCAAAUGGAUCUGAUUGUUCAUAUGUACAGAGUGUUGAAUCUUCCUCUGUUGAUGAUGGGGACUCUACCUUAUCCCCUGGAGAAGUUGAAACUAGGACAGCAAGUCUUUCUGGAUCUGUAUCAAAUUGCAGCUAUAACUCAGCUGAGGAUUCCACUGGAAGGGGAAAUUUCUCUCCAUGCAUCAGUGAUGGAAGCCCGACAGGAAGACAAGAUUCAACCAGUUCCCAGAAAAGUGUAUCUCAUUAUGAUUGCCCUGUUAAUAACUCUUCUCAGUCGAAUCAUUCAUCAUUCAAUUCCCAAAAUAUGCAAGACAUUGGUGCAUCAUCUUCUAAGAUGACCAAUGCUUCUAAUAAGAGUCUUGAAGCUGCAGAAGACACAAGUGAAGAGCUACGGGCAGAAGCAAAGAUGUGGGAGAUGAAUGCCAGAAAGCUAAUGGGUGACUUGGAGAUGUUGAAGACAGAAUUCUCAGAUCAAUCCCAAAAGCUGGCAGGUCUGGAAAUGGACCUUUCAGCAGCAUAUGUAGAGCGUGAUAGUUUUAAAAAAGAAAUUGAGCAGUUAACAUUGUCAUCAGGACAUACCAUAGCAAGACAGAAAACUUUGGAAGAUUCAAUAUCUCAAGGUGAAUGCAUUCCAGAAAUUGAAAACGCUAUAAAAGAUGAAUUAAAGUUUCAAAAAGAAUCCACUGCCAACUUGUCUUUGCAACUAAAGAAGAGCCAAGAAGCAAAUGUUGAACUUGUUUCUGUUCUCCAAGAGCUGGAACAGACCAUAGAACAGCAGAAACUUGAGAUAGAAAACCUUUCAUCAUUACCCUCAAAACUCAGUACUCUCGAGAAAUCUUUCCAGCUAAGUGAAGAAGGAAACAGGGUCUUUAAACAACAAAUAGAACAGUUAGAGGAAUCAAAGAAAACCCUGCUGGCUAAGGUGCAAGAACUGGAAGAGGCAUUGGAGGAUACGAUUCAAGACAUUGAACAUGCAAAGAUUCCAAACAACAAAACACUUCCAGAUAUUGAAAGGGAAUAUGAAAGCAAGUUAUCUGCUAAAGAGGAAGAAAUUUCAAGUUUGAAAGCAAGGUUGUUUGAAUCUGUCCCAGAAACCUGUAAUGUGGAGACUGUGUCCAGAAAUGUAGGUGAUGCAGAUCUUUUGAAACAAAUCGAAGUACUGAAAGAGAAAGUUGAGGAACUUGAGAUGGACUGUACUGAGCUGACAAAUGAAAACCUUGAGCUUUUAUUCAAGCUAAAAGAAGCAAAGACAGCUUCAAAAGAUGGAAGUGCAUCCGAAGAACUUUUGUCAAACAUGCUCAAAGAUCAAUCUUUUUCUAGCUCUGAAUCUGAAGUCAGCAGCAAUUUAUUUCGAAUAUUUCAUUCAGAAGACAUGCUCCAGGAGAAAAACGCUGAGACGAUUAGUAAUAAUAGUCAUAAUUCAAUUCGAGAGCUCGAGACUUCCAAAUCACCACUAGUAGAUGUGAGAAUCAAUGAUCUGAAUAAUCAUCUAACUAAUAAAACAUCUGAUAUGGAUAGCGAUGAGGCUGACACAUCAAGUAAAGAAAAGGAGAUUGGGGUUCUAAAGAAGCUCCUGAGCAAGUUGAAAGCCAAGGUUUAUCAUCUUGAACAAGAGAAAAGUCAACUAGAGGAACACAUGGAUGACAGGAUAAAAGAAAGAACGCAUGAAAUGAUGCUCCACAUAUCAGAUAUAGAACAUGAAAAUGGACAGCUGUCAAUGCGUGUUUCUGCUUUAGAAGAUGAAGUGAGAGAUUUGACAAACGAACAAGAGUCCCAAUUAUCAGAGCUAGAGAAUGAUAGAAAUCAAGCUGCAAGGCUCCGAGAGAAGAUUAUGGAGAUGCAGUAUGAGAUGGAUUCUUCCAUAGAAGAUUUGAAACAAAAACUAAAGGCGACACAAUUUCAUUGGUCAGAAGCACAAGAAGAAUCUGAAUAUCUCAGAGGAGAAAAUCAGCAGCUACAAAUUACCAUUGAAAAUCCUGAAGACGAGUGCAAUUCAUUUGAGAAUCUAAAUGGAUAUUUGAGGCAGCAGAAGUUGGAGUUAGAGGACAAUUGCUCCCUUAUGGGAGCCAGGUUGAGGGAAUCAAGUGAAAGGUUUGCUGAUUGCUGUGGAAGAGUGGGAUUCCUAGAAAAGAAAUUUUCUCUAAUGCUGGAAGAUAUUGCAUUAAAAGAGAAGGAUUUAACUUCAGAUAUGGAUGGUAUUUUGGAUGAGAAUAAAAAACAUAUGGCGCAGGGUCAAAACUUAUUGAAUGAGUUGCAAAUGGAGAAGAUGGUAGACAUUCAGAACCUUAAACUAGAAAUAGAGAACCUCAGCCUGAAAUUUUCAGCAGCCUAUGAUGAAAAAGAGAGAAUAGCUUCCAAUGCUUUGCUUGAAGUAUCUGAAUUACGUGCUGAAAAAGACAAACUGGAAUAUGCUUUUGGAGAAGCUCAAUCUAAAGUGAUUUUGUUUAAGACUGAGGUCAAUACGAUGCAGACUCAAUAUGAACAAAAGUUGAAAGAGCAAACAACUGAGCUUGCUGAUUUCAAAACUAAAAUGGAAAUGCAGAUAGCUGAACAUGAAAAAUUGGCAAAACUGGUGGAGGACUACAAAUCAAGAGAACUGAAAUUCAAAAGCACUAUAAAUGCCCUUGAGUCAAAACUUACAGUCACUGAAUAUGAAAGACAUAAAUACCUGGAUGAAUCCGGAAAUUUAAAGGUUCAGUUGCAGCAGACACGUCAAUCUGAAAAUGAGAUAAUGGCUCUAAAAAGUGAGCUCAACGCUUCCAAUACUGAGAAAGAACGACUGGAAGCCUCAUUAUGCUUGACAUCUGAUCUAUGUGAAGAUCUGAAGGCAGAGAAUACAUCAUUGGAACAAAAGGUAUCAAGAUUGGAGACGGCUGCAUCAGAAUUGGAGCACUGCAAGAGAACUAGAGCAUCCAUUGAAGAAAGGAUUAUGCAGUUGGAGAACGACUUGAAGGCAAGAGAAACAAGAUGUGCUCAUCAUGAUACUGAGCUCAAUAACAUCAAAAGAAUAAAUAGCCAGCUUCAACAGACCAUACAACAACUUGAACAGGAAAAGGCUGAAUUUCAGAGAAAAGCUCAGGCCUUUGAAGAAGAAUUGAAACUGUUUAAGGAACAAAAGCGAAAUCAAGUUUCGAAGUUAAACAGGAAAACUGUUCACGAUGAUCAGAAGGCUUCAAAAAAUUCUAUGGUUAAGAAUACCAAUCAAGUUCGCAGUAAUAGAAAAAAGUCGUCAUUAAAGAAUGACAGAGAAAUCCUGAAAGAUCAACAUGACCCUUAUUACAGCAGCAAACAUCAGAAUGAGGUGGAAAGUGAACAUGGACUUCUUGAUGACAAUGUUCAUACGGUUGAAUUAGAACCAGUAUCGAAGACUCAAUUGCUUGCGACUGAACUAGAAAAGUCAGAAGAAGCGAAGAACAUAUAUGAAGUUCAACUUAACAGAUUGUCACCUCAAGGCCGAAACAACCAGGCAGAAGGCCCAGUAAAAUCAAUGGCUGAAGAAGAAGUAGUGACAAAAGAAAAGUUUGAACGUACAAAAUCAAUGCUAGAGGAAGAGUUAAGAGAUAUUCAGGAUCGCUACUUCCACAUGAGCCUUAAAUAUGCAGAGGUAGAAUCUGAGCGUGAAGAACUUGUAAUGAAGCUCAAGGUGGCUAAGAGCAAAAAAGGAUGGCUCUCAUAGAACUACGACCAUCAUUUUUUAUGCUGACAAUCUCAGGUUCCAUCUAUCACGAAUUUGAAGUGCCAGAGUUUUCAAUCUGUUAUAGAAGGUAUAGUAUACAUUGAAAAGAAAUUCGGAAAGUAAUAAAGAAACCAUAAUGGUCAUUGUAAAUAUCAGAAAUUUUGAAGGUAGAAAUUAACACAGAAAGUGAUACUGUGAAUUGUCUUGCGGUCAAUACUAGGACUUUUAUGUACACUAUUCUUUGGUAUUCCUCCAUGAGUGGACCUAUUACACAGUUUCAAUUUUCAAACAUUAAACUUUCAUGUUUUGGAAUUUUAUAACUGAUGCUAUUAUCAACAACA
Molecule: messenger RNA, 5028 nt
Organism: Cicer arietinum (chickpea)
Lineage: Eukaryota; Viridiplantae; Streptophyta; Magnoliopsida; Fabales; Fabaceae
Source: RefSeq, a predicted model, not a curated record